GGCGAAAGCACUAAAAUUCUUAUUAGAUUCCUCUGGAGAAAAGAAAUCAUCGCGAGGCGUGCGUGCCUAGUUUAUGCUGUUAUGCAGGUCUGCGUUGGCGUAUCCACAAUAGGGAUUAUAUGAUUAUUCUUCUUAUCAGCAGCGGGAAGAAGAAAAUGAGUAACUACAGGCUGCAUUUAAUUUGUAAUGCAGGGGGCUCGCUGGUUGAUGAUGAAUUUGACCCACGGGUAAACUCGAGCCGCGGGCGGAUUAACUAUGCUUGCGGGUUCCUGGCAAGCCUAACUAUCUAUCAGCGUAAAGAUUCCCCGGAUGUCAACCAAGAAAUCCGGUGUUUUUCAACAUGAUAUCCAAGUAUCCAGGAACUGGAGUAUGUGUGACGGGGAGUGUGAGAAGGGAAAUAGUUGUUGAAUAAUGGUGAUGGAUCAAUCAAUAGCCUCGAUGGCAACCACCCUUGCUGUUGUUUUUUUGAUGAAACAGGGGACGCGAUGUGCAAUAAUAAUAAUACAUACAUCCGGGCGCCACAAGAAACAGCCAGCAGCCCAAGCCCAAGACGUAACGCAGCGAGAUAUAUCAAGAUGUAUCAAGAUGUAUCAAGAUAUAUAUCGAUCAAUUAUCUCGGAUGAAUGAAUCAUGAUUUCCCGAUCCAGACAAAGCACGCUGCGGCCCACGUGAUCUCCACACCGCCCCCCCGGCCCCCCGAACCCCCGCUAGUCCUCUUUCGGCGCCGUCUUGACGCCCAUCGCCAAACGUCAACUUCAUCUUUUCAUCUUUCAACUUCUUCUCUUCAUCUCUUCAUCUCUUCAUCUCUAUCUCUCUCUGUCUCUCUCUGUCUGUUCCUUGAUUUCCUUCUUUAACCUCCGAAAACGCUGAUUGCGUCUACAUUCUUUUUAUCUGCUUUUUGUCUGGUUUCAAUUAGAUCAAUUCCACCCCCCCCUCCCCUCCCUCCAAGUCGCUCUUUACCUUCGUUUCAGCCGCCCUGUUGUUCCAUCGUUCGCCAUCCAUACAUAGUUAAUUACUUGUACCUUGCUUCUUCUCUACACGCCCAUUGAAAAAUAAAUAUAAAUAAAUAUAAAUAAAUAAAAAACCAACUUUCGCCCGUUUCGUCUACCCGCCCGAGUCCAACAUUGAAAAGCCAUACACAAACCGAGAGUAAUUAACAAACCGCUCCCAACUCACUCGCUCACUCACUCCCAACUCAUCUCAACGAUCCGCUCUCUCUCUCUCUCUCUCCAACGGCUCAUCUGGCACCCUUCGGUGUCUUGGGAGCUGAGCUGUUCAUGAUCGAGUAGUCCUUUUCGGUGGUCUUCUUCUUUCUUUCUUUUUUGACGAUUCAAUUUCGGAUUAUAUGCCUUAACGGUUUCUUUUUAUCUUCAACCAACCUUCAUGAACUAAUUAUUCCUUUCAAAUGCUUCUCACACUCUUUUAUAUAUAUACACAACCAUAGACAGCAGCUUUCGGAUCGAUCUAGACUCUAUUUUUAUGAUAUUUAAUCCCAUUAAUCUAAUUGUUUCUCGCGAGCCCGUUUCAAUUGAAACACCCUACCGUCGACCAGCAAACGGGAGACGGAGAAAAUGCCCUCUCACCCGUCGAAUGUUCCACCCUUGUCUCCAACAAAGCCGAAGCGCAGGACCCCCCUCCAUGAGCGAUCGAGUUCUCAAACGAACGAACAAAGCUUCCCUCCGACAGUGCGACUGAUACAGGAUCAGGACUUGCAAGAUGAAACCGAAAUAUACUCCACUACACCCUAUCCAACAAAGCCCGAACAUGUCUUGUUGCCGCCAGCGAGUUGGAAGCAGGGGUCGACUUCUAAUGCAGGGUAUAGCGUUUCACAUUCAACCCCGGAGUCAAUCCCCCGUUCCAGUUCAGGUGUCAACCUCGACCACAGCCUUCCAAUUCAUGGUGAAAGGGACAUCUCGGGUGCGACCUCCUCCAUCCACGGGACACACUCAUCCAGUCAAGCAUGGGAUGAUUCCUUAAACUCAAGCAGGACAUCCAUCCCCCAGUCAGUGCCAGGGACUCCCCGGCCUUUGCGCGGUGGAAGGCGGGAAGAAGAUGACAAUUCAUCUAACAGCGAUGGCAUUGCACUUCCCCCCACAAUCAAACGUGUCCCGCGGGACGACUCCCCAUCGCCUCCCGCCCAGUCUCCCGUCGAAUCCAUAUUUUCGGAAUAUGUUCAUGGCAAUGAGGAGUCAAGUCCCAACGUUGCCCUCAUCGGUCUGCCCUCCAGCCCAAACAUUGUACCUAUCAAUACUUCGUCACCGAAUCUAGUCCCUCUUGGACGGUCAUCUCCAACUUUGGCGUCGGAACCUCUAACUGAUUCAUCGCUCUACGAAGCCAACUCGGUUGGAACUGCGAGAAGGUACAUCGGCGCCGGUCAGCGGAAUAACAGUCAGUGGAACAGCAGUCAGCGGAACAGCACCUUGACAACCGACGGUUCGCUCUCCGAGCCGCAAAGCUCCACCCCGUCUCAUUCCAUCCCGUCGAGCCCUCCGAAUGUGCCAUUAAGAUCCUACCAAUCAACCUCAUCGUUCGGCGCCCUUCCCGCCAUCACGCCAUAUCGAGCUCAACCGUCAACUUCAUCUGCAUCCUCAAAAAGUAGUCGAUCUGGUCCAGAUGGUCACUCGCCCACGGGUACUAGUACUCCUAUCCAAUAUCCCACCAAUCGCUACCCAUCAGCUAGCUCGAGGGCCGAAUCGACGAUAUCCCGAUCUUACGUGCAGUCCAUGACGGAGCGUUUUUCUGGCCGAUGGAACCCGCAUUUGUCGACUGUUCCCUCGGAAUGGUCUACCGAGAGAUCACAGAGCCUUGCCUUUCCCGAUCAGCCCGAUGAGAGUUGGCCGAAGCGUCCGGAGGAAGCUAAACUUCGGGAUACUUCACGACCGUCAAUAUGCCCGGUGGAUGAAUCUGAAAUGGAGGAGCAUGGCGAUAACCUGACACAUUUGCGAUCCCCACCACUCCGAAAUAAGGCUUCUGGUACUUUGAGCCACAAGUCAUCUCUCUCCGCUCUGAGCAAUUCAAGAAAUCUCCUCCGCUCGUCAAGCGGCAGUUCAUUCCUCCAUGUGAUCCCCGCUUGGGCCCGAGUGUACUAUAGCACUGGAGCGCAGUUCGCUUCGCUAUUCUCUCCAGAUAGCCGUCCCUCAACACCCGCAUCACCGCCCAUAACCGCUGUCUCCGUGUUCUCCGCAGCAUACAACAGUGACCCGCGCAUGGUAAGCCGGACGCCUCUAGGGAUAACCAACCCCAGACUACGUCCGCGCGAGAUCGAAUAUUCGACCGAACUUGAUGAAUUCCAUGAACCCGAUGAGCCCGAUGAGCCCGAUGAGCCCGAUGAGCCCGAUGAGCCCGAUGAGCCCGAUGAGCCCGAUGAGCCCGAUGAACCCGAUGAACCCGAUGAACCCGAUGAACCUCCAGCGGCCGCUAUUGCUCGUCCACCCAAUCCCGAUCCCAUUGAUCCCAGGAACCAUUGGGUUCAUGACCCUGAACUGGACCGUGUUAGAACCCAAGUUACAAUGGAAGACUUGCCCGGUGCAUGGUCUCCACAUUUGCAUACGGACAAGCGAGUGGACCCCACACGAAGGAGCAGAUGGAAGCCGCCAUCUCUGGAUGAGAGGGCCGAGGGACUUUUCGGCCGACGAAACGCCCAGGUGUAUGCCUUCGCGUUAGGUUUUGUGUUUCCGCUCGCCUGGAUAAUCGCCGCGUUCCUCCCCCUCCCUCCUCAAGUUAGCCAUAUAAACGAGGAGGCAACGACGAGUCGUCCGGAUCUGGCACAUGCGUUCAAUAAUCGUGUGGUGCUGGUUGAUGAAGUGCGUCAUGCAAAUGCCCGGUGGUGGCGGAACGUCAAUCGCUUCAUGUCCCCGGCUGGAUUGGUUAUUAUUGUCGUUGUGAUAACCAUGGCAGUUCUCUUUGCCUAAAAAACAACUCCCCGUCUGCCUCUACCUACCCGCCCGCCGGCCCGCUCAACUACGAACUUUUUUAAUGACCCGAUAACGAAACUAUUUCUAGAAAAGUAAUAAAAAAUAGAGUCGAUACGAUACCCCUUUUCCCCCAAUCUCUCGGAACCUCAUGCUUUCUGUCUGGCUCUGAUCUCAAAGGGACAACAAAACACCCAAAAAAAAAAAAAAUUUCAUUCUCGUCUUUUUCUCUUUCCUCGAACGCCCUGGUGCGAACCGAUCCCAUUCAUAACAUCCCACAGCGUGGCGAAAGUCGCAGUCCAGCAUUGCCCUAUCUAUAUACAAACCAGGAACAAAAAGAAAUUCGAUUUUUUCUUUUUUGUCUCCUCGUUUGUCCUUUUUACAUUAUUCUUUUUUGCUUCUGCUUCUGAUCUAUUAGCGCUGGUGUCUACUGGGGCCUAAUCCUUGUUUUAUUUUUAACCAUACUUUUGUUACAUAUUCAUUCUUGAACUUACAUUUGUCCCUGUUUUUUUUGUUUUAGCAUCUUUUUCGAUUUGUGGUGGUUUUCUACUUUUUAGUUAGUCCCUACCCCCUAUUUGCCCCUCAUCAUUCCCUUCUCUAUCCGUCUGCACCUGGAUAUAUUUCUCACCCAGCCGAGUUGGUUGGCGCGACUGUGUAGCUAUAUUUCCCCUAAACCCCCUCAUAUAUUUUAUGUCUUGACUACUUAAUGUCUUUUUUAUCUUAUCUUUUUGGAUAUUGUAUUGCACCUUCCCCCCCACCAAUCCCAUCCAUCCAAUUAAUCUGAUUCAUCCGUCCAGGCGACCACUUCUUCUUCCGCAGCCCGGGGCUAUCUUUCACUUGUACAUCCGAUCAGCAUUCUGCUCAUCGUACUGACUUCACCAUCCCCCGGUUUUGCUUUUCUCCCUUAGUCUCUGUGCGGAUUUGGAUCUUGAUGUGUGUUGCUUCGGCUGGCUUUUUGUGCGAUAGACCGGUUUGUUCAUGUACAUAACCCAAUGUACAGCGCAUACAUAGCGUAUAUAUUUAUAUAAUAUAUGAUCGUGUUUUCACACAUUCUUUCUCAAAGGGAGUGGUUUCUUUUUUUUUUUUUCCCUUCUCUUUUGUGACUAUUCAAUAGCCCGAAUAGCAAUUUUUUAACGUUCGUAGAGACAUUCUUUUAAUUGAACCCCGGGGAGUAACGAUUGUGAGUCCUGUGAAGGCGGUUAAAGGUAAGUAAGUGAGUUACGUGGCGUGAUAUGCUCGCCUGCAAACUCUCUCUCUAUCCCCCCUUCUUUUGCUCUUUUCCGUCGUGUGAUCCUAGCUGCCGUGGAAAACCCAUUUCGACUUCUCCCAAGCUAAAUAAAUCCUGCCUUAAAAUAAAAAGAGUUUUGUUUUUUAGCAAUGGAAACGCUCCACUCGGCCAGGAAAAUAUAACACCAGAUCCCGCUGUUGAAGCUUAACGAUUGCUGUUUGUUCCUCUUUUGUAUAUAUAUCCGUUGGUCAUAGUCAUAGUCAAUCCGCUUGGUUUUUGAAGAUCAGAUUAACGAUUUGCUGCUGAAGCCUAUAUAUUAUUUUGUAUGGUAGAUGUGAGAAAUGAGGGGGGGGUUUAUUUUU
Blastomyces dermatitidis ER-3 is the source of this 5501-nucleotide messenger RNA. RefSeq names its product serine-rich protein. Bases 1572 to 3911 code for a protein of 779 amino acids. NCBI's taxonomy places the organism in Eukaryota, Fungi, Ascomycota, Eurotiomycetes, Onygenales, Ajellomycetaceae. The record is from RefSeq and is a predicted model, not a curated record. The transcript has 5 exons.